AUUAAAUAAUUUUUCAAAUCUUUAUGAGCAAUAAUUUAUUCAACGUACUCAACCUCUCCGACACCGAAGAAGUCCCAGAAUAAUAAUAGAAAAAGUCUAAGAAAAAUAAUAACAACAAGGAAUAGGUUAUACCAGUUGAGUAGGUAUAAAAAGAAAAUACCAAACAUGCUAAUCCCGCUCCUAAACAAAAAGGCGUUCCUGCUGAGCCACACCCUAAGGAUAGAUAGUCUGGCACUGGAAGAGGCAAAGAACAACGAAAAGAGGGCGGAGGCAGAAACAAUUGGGGAAAUUACAAGGAUGACCUUAAAGAAGAAAAAUAUACUGCAAAAGAGAAAAAGCCUUAGGAUGCACCAAGAGAAGAAUAAAAUGAAUAAACAACCCAACCAGUUCAACCUCCUGCCCCUGAAAAGACUCUUGCCGAUUAUUACUAAUAAAGAGGAGCUAAUGUUGAAGACGUCCUCAAGAAGACUGAGGCCAAACCAUAAGUGACCAAGGAAAUUGACGAAGAGGCAUUGAGAAAGGAUAAGCUUUUUGUCAUGAAAACAAGAGAAGACGAAAAAAAACAAUAAGAACAAAAGUAGAAAAAAACAAGACAAUAAUAACCAUAUAGAAGUGAAUUAAACAAAGAAGCUGCUGAAUAUUUGGGAUUCACAAAUCAAACAUAAGAGCCUGAAAGAAAGAAUGAAAGAAGAGGAGAAAGAAGAUAAUAAGAUAAAUAAGAACCAGUUUAAGAAUAAUAAUAAUAAAGUGAAACAUAAGCUUAAGAAGAAAAAGGAGAAAGAAAGGAAAGAGGAGAUAGACAAGGAGAUAGAUAAGACAGAGGUGAUAGACAAGGAAAUAGAGGAGAUAGAUAAGACAGAGGAGACAGAUAAAAUAAAGGAUACAAAGGAGAUAGAUAAGAUAGACCAUAACAUGAUAGAUAAAAUAGAGAUAACAACACAAGAGAUUAAAGAAGAGGAGAUAACCACAGAAAGGGAGAUGAUAAUAGAUAAGAUAAAAGACCUCAAUAAAGAUAAUAAGAAUAAGGAAUUCAAUUGGAUGACAAGGAUUUCCCAUCUUUAUGAGUAUGAUGAGUAUUAUAUAUAUGUCAUUAUUUAAAAUAUUUAUAAAUUGAAAUGCGGAUUAAA
Messenger RNA from Paramecium tetraurelia, 1127 nucleotides. RefSeq lists its product as uncharacterized. NCBI's taxonomy places the organism in Eukaryota, Ciliophora, Oligohymenophorea, Peniculida, Parameciidae. The transcript is spliced from 3 exons. The record is from RefSeq and is a predicted model, not a curated record.